Phalaenopsis equestris is the source of this 358-nucleotide messenger RNA. RefSeq lists its product as uncharacterized. The transcript has a single exon. The record is from RefSeq and is a predicted model, not a curated record. Bases 84 to 293 code for a protein of 69 amino acids. NCBI's taxonomy places the organism in Eukaryota, Viridiplantae, Streptophyta, Magnoliopsida, Asparagales, Orchidaceae.
CCUUCCCUUACUCUCACUCCCUAGUUCCCUUUAUUCCCCGGCCUCCAUCCUCCAUCUUAGCGGGUCGCAACUCGCAGGCAGAAAUGGCGGACUGGGCACCUGUGGUGGUCGGCGUUCUCCUAUUCGUUCUGCUUUCGCCGGGGCUCCUCUUCGAGCUGCCCGGUAACAACCGAGUGGCAGAAUUCGGCAGCAUGCGAACCAACGGCAAGGCCAUCUUCAUCCACACCCUCAUUUUCUUCGCCAUCUUCUCCGUCAUCAUCGUCGCCUUACACCUUCACAUCUACACAGGAUAGACCUAUGCUUUCAUCCUCGCUUCUAGGGUUAGGUUUUCUUCCUUGCAAUGUUCUGAUCCCCGUUU